AUGCUCAGCUCUUUCCUUUACGAAUAAUUGAUAAGCAACUUACGCCCUAUAGUGCGUUACAUUUUGUCGAGCUGGUCGUGCAUCAUAUAGGCUGAUACAGAAAAAGGUUUAUCCAGAUCAGCUGCGCUUCUGUUGACAAGUCGACAGCGAGCUAUACAGUUUCACCUGUAUUUGCUAUUAGUUCGGAUCGUCUAUUUGUGUUCGUAUGUAGUUCCUGUUUCAACCUACGUUCCGACAUUUCUCCUUGGACAGUUUUAGGUCAAAUAGAAGGUCAGAUUCCGUAACUAACAACAGUCUAAUUACUUUAAAAAAUAUAGGCUGAUGUUGCAAUCGAUGCUGCAUAAAUAAUGGACUAAUGCUUUGCGGCUGUGCGCAUAUGCUGGCGAGACACGAUGAUGUCAUUGGCCUGUAAAUAGAUCAAACUAUUCGCAUCGAAAACCUUUCCAUUUCAGUGUCGUGAGUCGAAACAGUCGGUAAAGCAAAUUGCGGUGUGGAAUGUUUCCAAAUAGUGCUGUGUUGCUGUAACAGAGUCAACGUGUGAUUAACCAACAACCGUGUCGUGCGUGUAUAAUACCUAGUCAACUAAUGAGCGGAACUUGAUUAAUCGAUAUCAAUAUGAGCGCUGCUACUUCGAUCGGCAAAGGUUUGAUUUUGCUCUGUUUCAUUGUCGUCGUCUACAUUUCACUGGCUGCUUACGAAAUGGACAAUAAUGUAGGCCAGCAGCUCAUUCAAAAGAAAAUUGUUCUUGCGUCCAAUUCGUGCGCCAAUCCCGCAACUAACACCGUCGAAUCUCCAGGUGAAACGAAUAAACCAGAGCAGGUGGUUGAUUUGACAGUCAUCAGUCGUGAUUUUUUCCUUUAUUUAUCUUCCCACUUGCGUGACACCCCCUAUGCUGGAGUUCAAAAUUACACAAAUUACAUAAUAGCUAAAUCAAAGUUAAGUCCUUUACACGAUGUCAUACCUUUGCGGUCCGAUUUCGGGCCGGUGUUAAACGACGUGAAUUAUUUUCGAUAUCCAAUUGAAAUUCCAAAGUGUCGUAAUAAUAACGUGGCACACCUGAAUGUGUCUAGUCUAUUUGUGGCCAUCAUAUCUGCCCCCAAUUACUUUGAUAAACGCAUCGUCAUCCGCCAAACUUGGCUGAGUUAUUUACAAAAGCAGACGGAUCUCAAUCUGGCCGGAUUCGGUUUCGUCGUCGGAUUGCCGGAAGACCAAGAGACUCGGAUGAAAAUCGAGGCGGAAAACGACCAACACAAUGACAUUUUACAAAUUGAAAUGAGAGACGACUACUACAAUCUGACACUGAAAGUAGUGGGACUGCUCAAUUGGAUAAACGAUCGCUGUUCUCGGGUGGAUUUCGUAUUGAAAGUGGACGACGACGUGUACGUCAAUGUCCGGAAUCUAAGAGAGGCUAUGAAAAAUCUAAACUCAUCCGAACAAAGUGUGUACGGAUCCGUGGUCUACAAUCCACCUCAAAGAGAUGGCAAAUGGGAAGUUAGCUUACAAGAUUGGCCAUGGAAUAAUUAUCCUCCUUACUUUAGAGGUGCUGCUGUGCUAAUGCCGGGAAGUGCCAUCAGUACAUUGUUGGCCGCUGCCCAAACGACACCUUAUUUUCCUUUCGACGACGUCUAUCUCACAGGACUAUGUACUGCCAAAGCGGGAAUUAAAGUGCGCCAUUCAGAUAGUUUUUUCCUUGGUGGAGCCGCUGAGACGCCGGAACCUUGUCACGUACGAACUUCUGUUACGUGGCUGACGGAUUCGGUCACUCAUCUCGAGAAAUCUCAUUGGGCAUUUCACGAUUUUUAUCAAAAUGUGACGCAGUGCUUCGUUGUGAGACUAGACGGUACCAACCAGACGGCGGAUCACGAAGAGGCUAUUGAUUUUCCUUUUUCAAGUUGAUAAUUUGAACUAGUCUAUAAGAUAAAGUAGGCCGCAUGACUAAACAAAAAGGCUGCCAGAACCUGCUGGCUGAAGAGGAUUUAAACGAGUUCAACGGAGAAACUAAUUGGACAUUAUUUAAUCAGCAGCUGUGUCUGUCAGGGGAAGAAAAAUGCUUAUGCCUUUUUGAUAAUGUACACCUUCCACCUGCUUUAUAAAAGCUUGAAACGGAAUGUGCACGACUACUGUGCUCCCCCAGAACCGGUUCUCGCCUACGUAUUUUUCAUGGACUUAUUAUCUAAAUUUUUCUACCCAACUUUCAUUCGCAUCCAACGUGUUUAAAGUUAUUACCCACUAAUUAUUUUCGUUGCUUUUACAAUCAACGAUAGAAUGGAUUGUGAAAUCCCAUGCGAAUUCGUGACAUUUCUUAAAACAUCAACGGGAAUGUUAUUCACGUUUGACAUACCAGUUUCGAUCGGGAAUUUUACGUGGGAAGAGAUUAAUCAUGGGUCAGAGAACAGCGGAGAAAAAUCAAAGGCAACGUCAGAGCAAACAGGUUAUAGCCCCGAGAGAUAGAAAACAGUUUCGUGAUGUUAGGUAGCAUUCUUCUUAGAACAACAGUCCCGUUUUAUUGUCCUAGUUUCCCCAAAACAAGAUCAGUGGCACUGAGAAUCUCGCACAUAGAAGUAUCGUCAAUUUUGGUCUAUUGAUUGUUGAACUACGAGCGCAUGUGUCUUCCCCGUGAUUGAGUUCCUUAACUGACUCCAAAAGUGGAUCGAAAUGGAUGCUAUUACACCAGACGAAACUAGUGACAAAAAGAAACUAACGUUAAUAGAGUUUAAGAAAAGGAUUCAGGAUUGCCAAUUGAUUGAUCAAAGAGAUGAAUUCAUUCAGAAAUGGCUUGUCGCCCGAUCUUACAAUAUAAACGAAGCAGAAAAAAUGCUUAGGGCAUCGUUGGCAUGGCGAAAAGCGAACGGAGUUGAUGAUGUCUUAAAAUGGACUCCGCCUGAAGUAAUCCAAAAAUAUCACUCAUAUGGAAAGAUUGGCUACGAUAAAUUUGACUGUCCCCUUUAUAUUAGUCUUCAAGGUCGGAUAGACUACCGAGGAAUUCUGCAAUCGGUCACCAGAAAAGAAUACAUGAAAUUCCACAACUACAAUCAAGAAAAAUUUAUGCAGGAUAUGCGAGAAGAGUGCUUGCGCACAGGAAAAAACGUUGCUUACCAAUCAUCGCUGAUCAUCGAUGUGGAAGGCCUUUCAAUGAGGCAAAUUGUAUGCAAAUCAGCCGUGGACGUAGGUACUGAGGCAGCUAAAGUGAACGUUUUGAAUUACCCUGAUAUUGUUCGUCGAAUAUUCGUCAUCAAUGCUCCCAAGUUGUUUACGGUCAUCUACAACAUUUUAAAACCAUUUGUGGCGCAAGAAACCCAAGCAAAAAUGAGAAUUUUCGGUUGUAAUAAAGAAGAAUGGAAGGCCGCUUUACUUGAGGAAAUCGAUGCCGAUCAGUUGCCCGCAUUCUAUGGUGGCACGAUGGUCGAUCCUGACGGUGAUCCAAAAUGUCCUAGCAAGUUCAACUUUGGCGGAGAGGUCCCUCAUUCAUAUUACUUGAGCAACAGCGCACCUGUGGCUAAAGAUUACAUGGCAACCAUAAAUAUCGGAGCAGGCGGAUCGAAAAAGCUGCAAUACAAAAUUGAUGUCGCAAAUUCAAUUUUGAGGUGGGAAUUUAUGACUGAGGGAGGAGACAUCGGCUUCAGAGUCUAUUACAAGAGUUCCGAUAAAGACACAGAUGACUUGGUACCUUUGAGCAGAAUUGAAAGUCACCUGAUCAUGGAAGAAGGCGAAUUCAUUUGCGCGAAUCCGGGUCAACACGUGGUGAUGUUUGACAACACUUUUAGCCUCUUACGUUCCAAGAAACUUCGUUACCACAUCGCUGUCGAUCCUCCUGUUUCUGCAAGUCUAACAGUUGUCGGAUAAGAAAACAAAAUUACGUUUGUAUACGCUUCAGCUCAAGUAUUUCCCAAUUUAUUAAUAAACAAAUAGGAGUCAAA
Messenger RNA from Daphnia pulicaria, 3917 nucleotides. Its product is annotated as SEC14-like protein 2. Gene Ontology annotation, cellular component: cytoplasm; membrane. The transcript is spliced from 15 exons. The record is from RefSeq and is a predicted model, not a curated record. Bases 2656 to 3843 code for a protein of 395 amino acids. Gene Ontology annotation, molecular function: hexosyltransferase activity. NCBI's taxonomy places the organism in Eukaryota, Metazoa, Arthropoda, Branchiopoda, Diplostraca, Daphniidae.